AUGUUCCUCUGGUGCUUCAGCCGAUUGAGAUUCAGCUUGGAUGCGUCUGCAGGUUCAGGUUCAUGGAGAGAUGGAGCCUGGGCGCCAGCGUGGUGGCUCUCCUACUCUUGCUGUCUGCUGGUUCUCAUGGAAGAGGUGUAUAUGACAGAUUUAACUGCGCUGUUUACGUGGACAUGCUCAAGAUGCAAUGACUUGACUCAAGGCUUUGAGAUGAGAUCUCUAAUUGUUGAUGUGGAGAACUGCUUGCAGGCAUUUGUUGGUGUAGCUCAUAAUCUGAAUUCGAUAAUUGUUGCAAUCAGGGGAACUCAAGAGAAUAGUUGUGAUUUAUGCUUAGAUUUGAUUAACCAGUGUACAGAAUUGGAUGAAAGACUUGAUAUGGAAGCAACUUGA
This is a messenger RNA of Miscanthus lutarioriparius, 390 nucleotides long. The record is from the annotation of a GenBank genome assembly. Lineage: Eukaryota; Viridiplantae; Streptophyta; Magnoliopsida; Poales; Poaceae.